AUGGCUCAAGAGGUUAAACUCUUCAAGGCUACAGAGGUUGCAGCUAAGUUGAAUGUGGAACCAUUGGAUGCAUUGCGCUUCUCCGUGAAAUGUGCAUGUAAUACAGCAUACAUGGUGAACUUGACUGAUAACAGAUGCACUUACAAUCGAUUUCAAUUAGAAUGUUUUCCGUGUGAACAUGUAGUCGCAUUGGUUAUAUAUCGAGACUUUGAAGCGAGAACAUUAUUCUCCCCUUAUUACACGGCCGAUUCUUGGAUAGCAGCGUACGCUAAAACUAUAUUUCCUCUACCGAAUGAAGUCGAGUGGAAAGUUCCUGACUAUAUUCUCCCACUUAAUACAUUGUUGCCACCAGAAGUUGAACCGUGUGAUUUUGGACGUCCACACAAGUCUAGAAUACUAUCUAUCAAAAAGUUUCCUCGAUACGGUAGGUGCAGAGCAAUAGGGAAUAUUCAUUAG
Messenger RNA from Olea europaea var. sylvestris, 456 nucleotides. RefSeq lists its product as uncharacterized. Gene Ontology annotation, molecular function: zinc ion binding. NCBI's taxonomy places the organism in Eukaryota, Viridiplantae, Streptophyta, Magnoliopsida, Lamiales, Oleaceae. Bases 1 to 456 code for a protein of 151 amino acids. The transcript has a single exon. The record is from RefSeq and is a predicted model, not a curated record.